UAGCAGCGUAGCUGAAUGAGUCUGUCGGAAGAUGAGCUCUGCUGUCUUUGUUGUGUCAUGCAGGGGGUGGGUUGGAUCGUCCAUGACGUAGAGCAGUUUGUUCAGUGACCUCAUAAUCGAUUAUUAUCAAUUAGCUGUUGCAGCUCUAAUUCAAAUGUCGUUUUUUCAAGAAUUGCAAAUCUAGUCUUCUUUAUCAAUAAUUGAAGAGCUACAGACAACCCUGAUUUAUCAUAAAAGAUCUGCUGCCUUUUGUUUCAGGCUGUUCCAGAAUGAACCGAGCCAUAGCCACCUGCUGCAUAUUCCUGCUUCUCUCUACAUUCCUGUGCGACCAGGUGAUGUCCAAAGGUGGCAGAGGAGGUGCCAGGGGUUCUGCUCGGGGUUCUGCCAGAGGGUCUGUCCGAGGCAGUGCGCACGGAGGACGCACAUCCCGUAUCGGUGGAUCGUCCUCUGUGAGGGUGGCAGGAGCCGCUGCAGCUGGUGCCGCAGUAGCACUGGGAGCUGGAGGAUGGUACGCUUCAGCCCAACGCAAACCAGAUGACAGCUCCGAGCAUGGGGACGAUUAUUACAGCAACAGAACAGACUGGGAACUUUACCUCGCCCAAACCUCUAGCGCAGUGACUCAGGAUUUCACAUAUAGUGGACUGUUUUCAUUACUACUGCCAGUAAACUUUCUGUUUCCUUGA
This is a messenger RNA of Ictalurus furcatus (blue catfish), 683 nucleotides long. RefSeq names its product shadow of prion protein (gene sprn). Lineage: Eukaryota; Metazoa; Chordata; Actinopteri; Siluriformes; Ictaluridae. The coding region runs from base 270 to 683 and encodes 137 amino acids. The record is from RefSeq and is a predicted model, not a curated record. Gene Ontology annotation, cellular component: membrane. The transcript has a single exon.